AUGGCAAGAUCAGUUCUAACAAUGAAUAAUAACAUCAUAAUGCCAUCGAUCUCUUUUCAUCAAAGAACAUUCGGACAAAAUAUUCGAUUAGAUGAUAAUGGAGUAAGAGCCACUCGACAUACUUCUUUUGAUAAUGGUGUUACAUUUACAAAUAAACAAAUUAAGAUGAAUGAACGUAUUCAUAUGAAAAUUAUUGAUGUAGAUGAAACAGGUCAAUGGUUAGGAUCAUUAGCUAUUGGAUUUACCCAAAUCGAUCCAGAUUCAAUUCAAAGAAAAGAUUUAUGUAAAUCAUCAUUACCAAAUCUUUGUUUUAAGGAUGGAAUAUCUUAUAUUAAACGUAUUUCUGAUAAAUUAACAAGACAAAUCAUUAUUACCUUUUAUUAUAAUCAAGAUGGAGCAUUUUAUAUCUUGGAUGGCAAAGAACAGGAACUUAGUAAAAAUAUUGAUUUAAAAAGACCGUUAUGGGGUAUUAUUGACAUCUAUGGCAACGUUAAAGGUGUUGUAUUUACUACACCAAUGAAAGCACCAGAUAAUAGUAAAUCGUUUUUUAAUAAAUACGAUCAAAAACCAGAUCUACUACCAAUUUGUCACUAUAAACAUUUAAAAUUUGGUGAUCUUCAAUCGAUUACUUUUCAUCAUAUACAUGGACUUGAACUGGAAUUAUUUUGUCAAAAUAAAGUUGCCUUUCGCAAAAAUGUUCCAGAACUAGCACGGCCCUAUGUAUUUAUUGAUUUACCAAUGGCAAUCGAUGAUGAAUAUUAUCUACGUAUUUUAUCUAUUGAUCCAAAUUAUCGAACUCCUGGUGUCAUUGGUUUCACCAAUGUUAAUCCAUCAAUUUUUAAUGAAAAAUUUGAAUCCUUACCAUCUGUUGAUCCAAUGGGUUUAUAUGAUCGUAAAGAAUAUUGGAUUAUAGUUGAAGAUGCAUUCGAUGAAAAACUAAGUGAACUUGAUGAAUAUCGUUUUAUUCGUCAAAAAGAUGGUGAUAUUCAAAUAUGUCGUAAUAAUGAUUCAAAUACUAUAAAAACUAUUGCAUGUACUGAUCCACAACAAACAUUUUAUCCAUUCUUUUUUCUUAAUGGUCGUAUUGCAGCAUUUUCUUUAAUUGGUCUUAUUUCUUCAACAAACAAUGCAAUAAAUAAUAAUAAGAAAACGAAAGAAAAAGAUGAAAAUGCUGGUUUAUGCCAAAUUUGUUUGGAUACACCCGCUAGUUGUGUAUUAAUUCCAUGUGGACAUAUUGUUUUUUGUUCUGAUUGUAAAGAUUCAUUUGAGAAAAAAUUUUCUGAAAAACGUUGUCCAAUAUGUCGUGAUAAUUACAAUAAUGUUUUUCAAAUCGAAGAUGAUUAA
This is a messenger RNA of Adineta steineri, 1344 nucleotides long. NCBI's taxonomy places the organism in Eukaryota, Metazoa, Rotifera, Eurotatoria, Adinetida, Adinetidae. The record is from the annotation of a GenBank genome assembly.